AUGAAAAGACACUUGGAGUACACAAGUUCGUCUGACGACAGUGAUUACGAGAGGAUUACGAAAAAUCCAGAUAGAUCAAAGAGAGAAAAGUACACCGAUGAACCCGUCCAGGAAGAGGAACAACAAAAGAACUCAAAAGAUGACNAAAUUAAUCAACAUAUCAUGGAGCAUGCUAAAAAUUGGGCUAACAUGAUCUCACCUGAGAGGAAACGACUACGUAGAUUAAGAAGACAACAGAAUUCUUACGAGGACGACAGCAGCGACGACGAACAGGAUCUAAAGGUGCAGCACCGGGACCUGAAACAAAAAAGAAGAAAGUUAGUCAAAGUUACUGAAAAGAAGCACAGAGGGCGAGUCCGGGAGACGGGACAGUUAACAAUUUACGAGAAAGCACAAAUAAUCACCGGCGUCAUGCAGAACAAUCAGCAAGACCUAUAUACCAGAGCGAUGGAAAUGCAAAAACAAAUUAAGGAGUCACAGCGCGAAGUAAAUGAGAUUAGGGCGCGAAAGGAACACGUCCUAAGAUGCUUGACUCAAACGCUUGAAAAAGUAAAUAGCGUUAAAGAACGAGAAAGAAAGGAAUUGCUUGAGAUGGAGAAAUUGCUGGCGGAAUUUAGAAGUGGCGCAGCCGAGCGACCUAGACAGGUGCAAGCACCACAACCGUCAACCUCGGGCACACAAAAAGCAAAGACACCAAAAGCUCUCAAGAGAAAAGCGGGACACGAAGAGAAACAAGUUCAGAAAAAAGAAAAGAAAAAAUCUGAACAAAAGCGUACAAAGAAAGACGAAGUUAAGGACNAAAAGGUGAAGAAGAAAUUUUUAGAGGCGCGCAAAUACAAGACGUAUAGGACGCGAGAAGUUAUGCCGGACGCGAAACUUUUAAAGCCUCAGAAGGAGAAAAAACAAAUCGUGUAUAACAUCCCAACAGAUUCGGACUCUGAAGAAGAGGAAAGACAGAAAGCAGGACACCACGCAUUGCCNAAACAACAAAUUGAAAUGAUCCUUACAAAUCAACCAAGGGUCGUUGUUACAAAGGUAAUCGUGUCUGACAUACGAACAAUUGAUGUAACAAUACAGCCAGUUACAUCAAAGAUAACAACAUCUUAA
Pseudomyrmex gracilis is the source of this 1107-nucleotide messenger RNA. RefSeq names its product protein PXR1-like. The coding region runs from base 1 to 1107 and encodes 368 amino acids. Lineage: Eukaryota; Metazoa; Arthropoda; Insecta; Hymenoptera; Formicidae. The transcript is spliced from 4 exons. The record is from RefSeq and is a predicted model, not a curated record.